Aspergillus nomiae NRRL 13137 is the source of this 861-nucleotide messenger RNA. It is a transcript of the gene btgE, whose product is annotated as putative cell wall glucanase (Scw11). The record is from RefSeq and is a predicted model, not a curated record. The annotation marks the transcript as partial. Gene Ontology annotation, biological process: cell wall organization. The transcript has 2 exons. Gene Ontology annotation, molecular function: 1,3-beta-glucanosyltransferase activity; glucan endo-1,3-beta-D-glucosidase activity. Lineage: Eukaryota; Fungi; Ascomycota; Eurotiomycetes; Eurotiales; Aspergillaceae. Gene Ontology annotation, cellular component: cell surface; extracellular region; fungal-type cell wall.
ACCUCCGCCCCCGCUGCUCCCUCCACCUCGGCCGUUCCUGUGACCACCACUGCUGCCCCCUCCACCACUUCCGCCGUCGCCUCCAGCAGCGCCAGCGCUAGCAGCUCUGCCACUCCCGUCCCCACCGGCGUCAGCGGCAAGCAGAUGGGCAUGACCUACUCUCCUUACACCAACGAGGGUGGCUGCCAGUCCAAGGACCAGGUCCUCAAGGAUAUUUCCGUCAUCAAGCAGAAGGGCUUCAGUCACGUCCGUGUCUACUCCACUGACUGCAACGGUCUCGAGUACAUCGGUGAGGCUGCCCGUCAGAACGGCCUCAAGUUGAUCAUUGGUGUCUUCAUCUCCAGCACCGGCAUCAGCGGUGCCCAGGAGCAGGUGACCGCCAUCACCAAGUGGGCCCAGUGGGAUCUCGUCACCCUCGUUGUCGUUGGUAACGAGGCCAUCCAGAACGGUUACACCGAUGCUUCCAGCCUCGCUGGCUUCAUCUCCUCUUGCAAGUCCGCCUUCCAGGCCUCUGGCUACUCGGGCCAGGUCACCACCACCGAGCCCAUUAACGUCUGGCAGCAGUCUGGCAGCGCUCUGUGCGGUGCCGUUGACGCCGGUACCUUCGUUCGUUCCCAGAUCAAGGACCUCGAGGCCGUCUGCAACAAGGACGUGAUCAACCUUGAGACCGGCUGGCCCAGCCAGGGUAGCGCCAACGGUAAGGCCGUCCCCGGUACCGCCCAGCAGGCCGCCGCUAUCAAGGCUCUCGUUGAGGAGGUCGGCUCCCAGUCCGUCUUCUUCUCCUACUCCAACGACCUCUGGAAGGAUGCCGGCGAGUUCGACGUCGAGCGCUACUGGGGUUGCAUCAGCCAGUUCAACUAA